Messenger RNA from Magnolia sinica, 787 nucleotides. Its product is annotated as stress enhanced protein 2, chloroplastic-like. Gene Ontology annotation, biological process: cellular response to high light intensity. NCBI's taxonomy places the organism in Eukaryota, Viridiplantae, Streptophyta, Magnoliopsida, Magnoliales, Magnoliaceae. The transcript is spliced from 2 exons. The record is from RefSeq and is a predicted model, not a curated record. The coding region runs from base 65 to 649 and encodes 194 amino acids.
GCUACCACAAAGAAUCCAACUAAACAGGAUCCCAGUUUCCGCGGAUCGGCUGCUCGUGCGGUCGAUGCUCUGUGAUUUUUUCGCAAUGGCUGCGACGGCUCGCGCGAUCUUCUGCGAGUUGCAGCCGCAGAAGCCCGCCAUCGCGAGGAGAGAAUCGGCGAUUACGAAACUCAAGGCCGCCGAUUCGUCGCCUGAGAGUGGAAAGAUCGUCCUCCAACCCCGCGUGUGUACUCUCAGAUUGUACGGCUCAGGCCGCGACGGAAUCAUCAGGACCCUGCGGGAUGCUGACGUGUCACCGUUCUUGGCUUCUCUUUUGGACUACAUGGAGAACUCGAGGAAGAGUCAGGACAUCGAGAUCAUCUCCGGUCGCCUCGCCAUGAUUGUAUUCGUAGGUGCAGUGAUUAUGGAAGCAGCGACUGGAAACUCAUUGUUUGCGAAGAUGGAUUUCGAGGCGAUCGAAGAAGCGGCGGCGGCAUGUUUGGCUGCUGUCGUGUGCGCCGCUGCUUUUGCUUGGAUUUCAAGGGCUCGGAAUCGAGUGGGCAGUAUCUUCCCCCUUGGAUGCAACGCCUUUGUCGAUUCCAUCAUCGAUAAGUUUGUUGACGGCCUGUUCUACGAAAACGAGCUCACCGACUGGUCUGAUGACAUGUGAUGGGCGAUUGAGAUCACCUUACAGAGCUGGCAAGGAGAGAGGUGUUGUGUAGAGACACACAUAAACAGAGGUCUUGAGGCUGAGGAAUGUAGCAUUGUAUGUGUAUACGGUCAGGGAGAUGUUUGCUUGUAGGUAGCA